UCUGAGCGAGAGAGAGGGAGAGACUGUGUAUCGUGCUCGACCCCAUUGUUUGUCUGAUAACCAUUCGAAAGUACCUUUGACACCCUCGGCCGAGUAGUGCCUGCCAUGUGAACCGUGGACGGAAUCGCGAUGGAUAACGCGUUGAACGAGUAGAACGUUUUGAUAUGAACGCUGCUGGCCUGGCCACCGGGUGCAGCACGGUGCAACGAUGCAGGAACCAAAGCAGGAUGAACGAGCUGUGAGCUCGAGCAAGUCGGAAACCGUCAACAUGUCCGAGAAACGGAUCUCGUUGGGUAUUAACAUCAGCAUUCUCGUGAUACUGACCAUCUUCGGUGUGUUGCUUUCGUUACCGUUGAAAUUGCUGUUGACCACGAACUACUACAAUAGAAACGAGACUAUCGAUAAGAACAGCACGGUGGAAGUAACAAGGGACCUGUCCAGCGAGGUGGCCAAGGUCCCAGUUCCGACUGACCAUCGAAAACUGAGACGUUGCCCCAGGUUCGGUUACGAGGACAGGUUGAAGUCGGUCUACCGUAGUGAUUACGAUGGCAAUUGCACGUACACGAAUGAGCAACCUAGCACGGAUCCUGGGGUGAAGGACGGAGAGGAUAAGAGCCUGGCUGUUAGCGAGGGGAAGAACGAAACGUCGGAGACGUUGAAGGAGGUCCUUGCCGAGAAUGGGGCGGAAAAAGCGGAAGAAAGUGGGAAAGAAUGUCGAACGAAAUCGGUCCCGGUCGCCGGACACAUUCUCGUGACGAUGCUUGUCAUUUCAGCAAUAGCUGCUUUCGUUGAAGUGUUGCGAAUACGUUUCGCUAGAGAUAAGGACUCGUCUAAGGCAGGUAGUAUCACCUCAAGAAAAACGUCCAUGGUCGAGCUUCCCAUUCAAAGGCGGUUCCUACCGAGGUACCCAAUCAAGAGCCAGAGGUCUUUUGAAAUGAAUCGAUCAGCUUUACGCCUAUUAGGUGCAAGGCCGCCGCCACUUAUUCGUCGAUCAUCAUUCCCAACGCAACCGUCUAAGCAAAGCCCUGGCUCGGUCAGUGGUACACCGAAUAAUCGGAUAUCGAGACGCCAGUCAGCCGAGUCCGACGAAGAGAUCGGAGUUCUCAUUAGCGCUCUUCGUCAUCGUACACGCCUGCUUCGAAGGCAUUAAAGGUAAUGAUGUAGCGAUGAGAAGAUAUAACGAAAAAGCCAAAAUGGUACCAGUUUCUUACGAUCGGUAUAUUAUCUGUGAUUGGUACGAGAUUGCAUUUAUUUUACCAAGCUUCAACUUCGAGAUUAGGGAAUUAAUUUAUCAUUUGUAGCGAUACGAUUCGAGGGCAGAUAAACCUUCAAAUUUUCUGACAAUGAGUGUUCACAUUUUGAAAACAGUUUGAUGAUCCGAUGAAGAAAUAGAUUGGGACGGUUUCAAAUCCAUAUUGAUAUAUUAAA
Molecule: messenger RNA, 1428 nt
Organism: Eufriesea mexicana
Lineage: Eukaryota; Metazoa; Arthropoda; Insecta; Hymenoptera; Apidae
Exons: 3
Coding region: 209-1150 (313 amino acids)
Source: RefSeq, a predicted model, not a curated record